Camelus dromedarius (Arabian camel) is the source of this 3903-nucleotide messenger RNA. It is a transcript of the gene SLC25A25, whose product is annotated as solute carrier family 25 member 25. Bases 511 to 2016 code for a protein of 501 amino acids. The transcript has 11 exons. Gene Ontology annotation, biological process: ATP transport; transmembrane transport; ADP transport. The record is from RefSeq and is a predicted model, not a curated record. NCBI's taxonomy places the organism in Eukaryota, Metazoa, Chordata, Mammalia, Artiodactyla, Camelidae. Gene Ontology annotation, cellular component: mitochondrial inner membrane. Gene Ontology annotation, molecular function: ATP transmembrane transporter activity; calcium ion binding.
GGGAUAAAGAACUCGGUAGUGUCGGCAGAGGUGAUUGGCCGCGCCCUGCUGCAGUGAGAAUGCAGGCUGGAUGCUCGGGUCCUCGCUUAUGUGAUGCUCAUUAGUUGAGCGAGGACAGCUGAAUAAUUGGGCACUGGAAGUUGCUUCUGCCUCCGGGAGAGAUCUGUUGGGCUAUUUCUUUUUCCUUUUUUUUUUUUUUUUUAAACAAAACGUUUGAUUACCAUCCACCUGCAAAAGUGAGUUUUUAUUGAAGAAGCUCCAGCAUCUCUCUCACUGCCAGCAACACGGCCGGGCUCUCGGAGUGAGCUAGCUGCUUCUCAGGCCAGGCACGACAGCAGUGCUAGCAAAUUUGAGAAAGCAGGAAACAGCCACUGCAUGCAGAGCUGCCAGCCUUACAACUCCCCCGGCUAGUCUUCCCAGCAGCGGUGUAGCCAGAGACUCUUCGUACCGUGGUCACAUCCCUCCUCAAAAGUGAACGGUCACCGUCAGCGACAUUGGGAGGAAGCCGUGAUGUUGCAGAUGCUGUGGCAUUUUCUGUCUAGCUUCUUCCCAAGGGCUGGGUGCCAAGGCUCCAGAGAGGGGAGUGAUAACGAAGUCACAGGCACCCCGUCUCCAGCUGGGGGAGACCAGAUGCCAAGCUUUUUGGGGAAACAGAACGGAAGGGCUGAGGACACGGAAAGGAGACCCACCAUUUUGCUGGUGGUCGGACCUGCAGAGCAGUUUCCUAAGAAAAUUGUACAGGCUGGUGACAAAGACCUCGAUGGACAGCUAGACUUUGAAGAAUUUGUCCAUUAUCUCCAAGAUCACGAGAAGAAGCUGAGGCUGGUGUUCAAGAGUUUGGACAAAAAGAAUGAUGGGCGGAUCGACGCGCAGGAGAUCAUGCAGUCCCUGCGGGACCUGGGAGUCAAGAUAUCUGAACAGCAGGCAGAAAAAAUUCUCAAGAGAAUACGAACGGGCCACUUCUGGGGCCCUGUCACCUACAUGGACAAGAACGGCACCAUGACCAUCGACUGGAACGAGUGGAGAGACUACCACCUCCUGCAUCCCGUGGAAAACAUCCCCGAGAUCAUCCUGUACUGGAAACAUUCCACGAUCUUUGAUGUAGGUGAGAAUCUGACAGUCCCCGAUGAGUUCACAAUGGAGGAGAGGCAGACAGGGAUGUGGUGGAGACACCUGGUGGCCGGCGGUGGGGCGGGGGCCGUAUCCAGAACCUGCACGGCCCCCCUGGACAGACUCAAGGUGCUCAUGCAGGUCCAUGCCUCCCGCAGCAACAACAUGUGCAUCGUGGGUGGGUUCACCCAGAUGAUUCGAGAAGGAGGGGCCAAGUCACUCUGGCGGGGCAACGGCAUCAACGUACUCAAAAUUGCCCCUGAGUCGGCCAUCAAAUUCAUGGCCUACGAGCAGAUCAAGCGCCUAGUCGGGAGUGACCAGGAGACGCUGAGGAUUCACGAGAGGCUUGUGGCAGGGUCCUUGGCAGGGGCCAUCGCCCAGAGCAGCAUCUACCCGAUGGAGGUCCUGAAGACCCGGAUGGCCCUGCGCAAGACAGGCCAGUACUCAGGCAUGCUGGACUGCGCCAGAAAGAUCCUGGCCAGAGAGGGCAUGUCUGCCUUCUACAAGGGCUACGUUCCCAACAUGCUGGGGAUCAUCCCGUAUGCGGGAAUAGACCUGGCCGUCUACGAGACGCUCAAGAAUGCCUGGCUGCAGCGCUAUGCGGUGAACAGUGCAGACCCUGGCGUUUUUGUGCUCCUGGCCUGUGGCACCAUGUCCAGCACUUGCGGCCAGCUGGCCAGCUACCCACUGGCCCUGGUCAGGACACGGAUGCAGGCCCAAGCCUCCAUUGAGGGCGCCCCGGAGGUGACCAUGAGCAGCCUCUUCAAACAGAUCCUGCGGACCGAGGGGGCCUUUGGCCUGUACCGGGGGCUGGCCCCCAACUUCAUGAAGGUGAUCCCCGCCGUGAGCAUCAGCUACGUGGUGUACGAGAACCUGAAGAUCACCUUGGGCGUGCAGUCGCGGUGACGGGAGGGAGGGCAGCUCCGCCCGCGGACUCGCUGAUCCUGGGCCUGCAGCCCUGGGAUGUGUAGCCAUCUCAUUCUGUGAAUGUGCCAACACUAAGCUGACUUAAGCCAAGCUGUGAAAUCCCUGGGAUGCGCCUGCCCGGGAGAGGGGAAGAGCUGGCAGGCCCACUGGGUUUGUCCUGCUGUCCCUGGCCGACCCCUGUGUCUGUUCCAGGAAGACCCGUGGGCAUCCCUUGGGGUCUAGGGCUCAGCAGGACACAGGCUCAUGCGCGUGGGGACAGAAUGUUUCCUGCAGUGCCUGCCAAGCAGCAGGACUGGGAGGCCAGCUUAGUUUUUUCAUCGUGUCCUCGCGGCCUGACCAUUGGCGCCGGCCGCCUUCUGGGCUGCUGGGCAUCUUCCCCAGGCCCACCUUGCUUCCUUCUUCGCUGCUGUUACAAAUGGUAGAGGGAGGGCCACUAGCCCACUCCCCACGCCCUCCUCACUCCUCUCCCCUCAGUCUGUGGGGAAGAGUCGUUCUACCUGACCUAACUCCAACUUCCUGACCUACAGUCUUGCUGCUGGCUGGGUUGUGCAGGGAAGGGGGAGGAGUCUGGCUUCUGAGCUCCCUCAUCUGAGCCCCGCUAUUGGCUUCUGGGCUGCCUCUGAUGGGCACCUGGAUGCGCAUGUGCCUGGGGUGGGCAAGGGGCUGCCUUGCAUUCUGGCGCAUGGCUGCACGGAAGGGCCUCCGCUCCCGGCUGCUGGGGGCUCCUGGGGCUCUGAGCUGGCCCCAGCCUCCGUCAGGACUGGCACCAGCUCAGAACCAACUCCCUGUCCCCGCACUGGCAUGAGGGCAGCGGGCAUUGUGUUGGAGCAGGAAGGGCAGUUUCUGCUCCAAGUCUGCGUGCCCUGUUGAGAAAGAAAAGGUGUUCAAGGCCUUAAUUAUGUAUUGUUGGGAAAAGGGUUUUGUUCAGAAAGACAAGCUGGACAAAUUUGCAAGUUCCGUUCUUCCAGAGGGAAGACAAAGGGAGCCGAUGGCUUGGCCAACUGCAUUAAAGUCUGUUUCUGAUGCCCCGGGGGAUACGUGUCCAAUCCCAACGGGGACAAAGUGGGACCAGCCUCUCAUUCCACUGAUGCAACAUAUCACACUGCUUGGAGCCUAUUUAUUUCGUAUUUAUUUGAACAGAGUUAUGUCCUAACUAUUUUUAUAGAUUUGUUUAAUUAAUAGCCUAUCAUUUUCACAUUCAUUUUUCAUUCGUAUUUAUGUUCACGGUCGAUUGUACCUUCCCAGCACCUGCAAGGUGAGAUGGGGAAAGGGAGGAGGGGGCCACGGGAGUCACCCUUCACCCUGCUGUGUCAUGUCUGUCCAAAGAAAUUCCUCUCGGAACUGGUGACAGAAGAAAGACAAGAAGGCAGAAGGCCCCUGAUCCAGGGGAGACAGUCCCUCAGCAGGUCAGGCAGGGUCAGCACCCAGGAAGCCUUAGGAUCUGAGGGCUUGACUCGGGGACAGGAAGAGUGGGAGAAAUCUCAGCUCUGUUGAUGACAGAAGUCCAAAUCAUUUCUGGACCAGGGGGAUUUCUUUAUUCACCCUUUUUGAAUGACAAAGGCGGUGAGGUGCCUUUCACUGUGAGUUUAGGGUGGGCUCCCCACCCACACCUGUGAAGCGGGCUCCCUCUGUUCCGGGGCCCCCACUGCCUCUGCUCAGUAACGCUGGUCAACGUGCAACUUCGCAGUCCCACUUCCAUUGCACUAGAAUGGCCUGAUGAGGAUAAUUUAAAUAGGAUGCAAAGAUCAAUGCAAAAAAUUAUUGUGAUAUAAAGAGUUAUAACUGGAAUUUGUGGAAAAGCAAAUUAAGAAAGGAUUGGAAGUUGUCAUUUAAAACAGCCUUCUAAUAAAGUUGUUUCAAAGCUGA